Messenger RNA from Trichobilharzia szidati, 1432 nucleotides. NCBI's taxonomy places the organism in Eukaryota, Metazoa, Platyhelminthes, Trematoda, Strigeidida, Schistosomatidae. The record is from the annotation of a GenBank genome assembly.
ACUCGCUCAACUUUUGAAUUUUGAUUACGGCGGGAAUACACAUUCCUACACCACAAGUGUCUUCUGAUUUACGUUGUGUGUCGAGUAAGCACAACGUUAGGACACAAUUAUAAACGAGAAGAAGUAUUAGGGCACUUCUUGUUGUUAGAACAUUUGUCACGGAGUUUCUUCCGUAUAAAUAAACAGCGUUUUUUAAAGCAUCUAUGAAUCAAGUAUAGGCAGUCUAUGAUUUUAAAAUAAUUGUGAUUUCUUUUCCAUUUUGUAUUUUAGCACAAAAAGUCCACAAACAAACAUAUUGGUAUCUAAACCAAUGGAACGUAGACGUUCUACUAAAAGAGCUGCUCCAAGGAAAUCUGAGCCUGCUCCCGAAGAAAGGUUUUUCGUUAACCCAUCAUCUAUCAGCCCGCAUCUCUUCUGUCCUAUAUGCCAGGAGGCAUUUUCUAAUCCUCAACGUGCACCAUGCGGCCACUCAUUUUGCAAAAGUUGUAUCGACCCGUGGAUUCGUGACUCGCCUACCUGUCCGGUUGAUCGUUUGCCUAUCCCAAAAGGAUCGAUGCAUCAUGAUUUUAUAGUUGAAAAUAUAAUAGGCGAUUAUAAGGUAUCAUGUCCUUGGCGUUCUCUAGGAUGCGAUUUUAUCGGUCGCUUGUGCAUUUUACCCAGUCAUAAAAAAACGUGUCCAAUGAAUCCUGAACUACUUCCUGCAGAAUUACGUAAUCGUCUUAUGGUUGGUUUACAAAAUACAACUACAAACAGAAAUCAAUCUUCAGACUUGAAUUGUUAUUCUUAUAAUGAAAAGCUAUCGACAGCUCGACAGGAACCUACCCCUCCUGCAGUCAUAAAUAUCAGCACAAAUGAUGACAGUAAUGAAAGUCAUGCAUCAACUAGUCAUGAGAAUAGUGUAUUGUCACAGAGUGUUGGUCCCACUCUAUAUGACACUAGAAAUAAUGAAAGUGUUGAUGAAGAUCACCUUUUGCCUGCUCCACCACCUAGCCUGUUGUUUCGAUUAUAUCAGAAUUCAGAUGAGAAUGGUCGCCGUCUAUUACUUAACUUUCUACAAAGUGAUCAACGUUCCAUAAUAAAUACUGAAUCUACUUCUACCAGUGCAGGUAAUAAACGACGCCGUAGACAGUGAAAUCAAUGUGAUCCAAUCCAUUUACAAUUUGAAUGGCAUUUGUGUAUUCGUGCAUUUAACAAUCAUUGAGUGUAAAUUUCAAAUUGAAACUCUUCUCUGGGCAAUUUCUCUUGAUUUUGAAUGUGCACACAUGCUGUAAAUAUACGUGUUGUUUGUAAUAUAAUAUAUAAUAUAUGUAUUCAGGGAACAUUUUAAAUUUUGUUAACAUUUAGAGGUUAAAUCAAAGUUUUUAUUCAGUGAAUAAACUUGUAAAUUCAAUUUAAGAUAUGGUGUACUCAAAGAAUUUCCCCUUAAUUCAAC